Torulaspora delbrueckii is the source of this 699-nucleotide messenger RNA. RefSeq names its product exosome non-catalytic core subunit RRP46 (gene RRP46). Bases 1 to 699 code for a protein of 232 amino acids. Gene Ontology annotation, biological process: poly(A)-dependent snoRNA 3'-end processing; nuclear mRNA surveillance; rRNA catabolic process. The transcript has a single exon. Lineage: Eukaryota; Fungi; Ascomycota; Saccharomycetes; Saccharomycetales; Saccharomycetaceae. Gene Ontology annotation, cellular component: nuclear exosome (RNase complex); nucleolus; cytoplasmic exosome (RNase complex). The record is from RefSeq and is a predicted model, not a curated record.
AUGACAACUAUAAAAGUAUCUACUGGAGUUCUUACUAACGUCGAUGGAUCCUCGCAGUUUGAGUGUCGUGAUACCAAGGUCCUCUGCGCCGUAACAGGACCAGUUGAGCCCAAAGCUAGGCAAGAACUGCCCACUAGGUUGGCACUUGAAGUGGUUGUUAGACCCGCCAAGGGAGUGCCUAAUACUAGGGAAAAGCUGAUGGAAGAUCGUCUGAGAGCAGUGCUGACACCAUUGAUCGUUUGCAGCAAGUACCCGCGCCAAUUGUGCCAAAUAACAUGUCAAAUCCUUGAAGCUGGGGAAGAUGAAGGCGAGUUUUCACAAAAGGAGUUGAGUUGUUGUAUCAAUGCGGCCUUCUUGGCACUCAUUGAUGCCCAGCUUGCUUUACAUAGUUUUUCUUCAAGCGUAUCGCUGGCUGUGUUGAAGGAAUCAGGCGAAUUAGUGCUGAAUCCUACUGGCGAUCUGUUAAAAGUGUCGCUAUCAGCACACACACUUGCUUUAGAGCUCACAGAUGGUAGUAAGAAAGUGGCGAAUGUUUUGCUGCUCGAUAGUAAUGGAGACUUCACCGAUGCACAACUUUUGAAGGUCUUACAAGUUGGUGAACAAGGCUGUCUAGAACAAGCACAAUUCAUGAGAAACUUCCUGGCUGCAAAGAUAACAGAUGAAAUAGUACGAACAAAGGUAAAUGAUAAUGGUAAUUGA